This is a messenger RNA of Exaiptasia diaphana, 4006 nucleotides long. RefSeq lists its product as uncharacterized. The record is from RefSeq and is a predicted model, not a curated record. Bases 662 to 3832 code for a protein of 1056 amino acids. The transcript has 2 exons. Lineage: Eukaryota; Metazoa; Cnidaria; Anthozoa; Actiniaria; Aiptasiidae.
AUAUUGCUUCAAAUGUUAUUGAAAAAARUAUUGUUAGGUUCUUAGUGACAGGUGAUCGGCAGCCAAUCACAAUCGUUGAUUUCUUAGACGUAAUGCAAAUAGAAGUAGUUAAGAAAUGAAUCUUUGAUGUGGUUUAAUUCAUCAUGUUCAAGAAAAGAAUAACUGCGUACGACAUUUUAAGUCAAAAGACCUCAUAGAAUCAAGAAAAACGACCGAGAAAUUUUACUCAAAGGGAUAGUCAACCAGAAACUUGCAYCUUAAAGGUUGGUUUUUCACUUUUUGAGGCGAUUUCACAGASUGAAGCCUUCAUCGAGAAACGCAAACUAAAAUUGACGCUGACUAGUUAGGUUGGAUGGAUUUCAACUUAAUUCAGUGACAUAUAACUGGCGAUUUAAUGAAACAUUGAUUAACGAAAUAAUACCUGGGCUUCSUCMAAAUCUGUUCGUAAAGAAUUCAAGWCAAUUUUUCACGAAAAAAGCGUCUUAGGCAAGAACUUUGAUCGAAGUCUGUGCGAGUGUUUACUCACGUCGGUGGCGAAUAUGUGCAAGUAAUCGACUUUUUAUAUUGGUUGGCUACUUGAACUUGAGCUGUAUAAUUACUGGACUUAUAAAAAAGGGAAAGGCGCUUUCGGGAAGCUUUUGCAUGUAUUUGCUUUAUUGAAAUGGGUUGCGGAGGCUCAAGAAAUACCGUAACUACAGAUCUUAAAAUUUCAAACUCGGAGCCAGUUAGCCUGAAGGAACAAUUGGCUAAAAAGACAGAGCAAAAACUAUGGAAACAAACAAGCUUGGAGACAAGAUUACUGCAGCCGAGUGGUAAGAACAUAAGUCCUUUUUUAGUMCCAAGAAGCCCWGGWGACACCAAAGGUUUUAAAGUUGGAGACAGGGUACAUUUGCGCGGUUAUGUUGGUACCGUCAAAUUUAUUGGAGCUACAGAGCUGGGACAAGGUGACUGGAUUGGUAUUGAAAUGGACAAAGAGAUAGAGCAAGGACACAACGGUAGUUAUGAUGGGAUACAGUAUUUCAUUGCUGGUCCAAAGAGAGGUGUCUUUGCGCGCUCUGCUCUAGUGUUUCAUCUCGAUGAAUCAGACGAAAAGAACAUGGAAAGAUCGUUCACGAUCUCCCCGCGAACAGUAGCGUUGAUCCAGUCAAGGAUCCGUCGGUAUCUCAAACAAAUUCAAAACAAAAAAACGCAAUUAACUUCGGAUGUCGACAAAAGAAUUGAUCGUCAUGUCCGCAGCGUCCCAGAAAUAGAGACAUCGAGUAUUAACAGACUGAGUGAUUAUCUCACRGAGCCUUUUGAAGGCGGACAAAGAAGCAAAGCGUUUGCUAUUUAUCGCUGGAUUACUCUAAAUAUUUCCUUUGACUAUAAGGGGUGUUUUGGUUAUGAMGCUCCAAUGCCUUGUGGUGCAGAAGAUGUAUUGCAAAAUCGCGUCACUGCAUCGGAAGGUUACGCAAACCUUUUUGAAGCUCUGUGCAACGCAGCGCACGUCCCCACUCGAACCGUUCGUGGAAUUUUCAAAGGCUAUGGUUACACACUCGGCGAGCCUAUACUCGAGGGUCAGUGUAGACACGCGUGGAACGUGGUACGAGUGAGUGGUGAUUGGUUCAUCUGUGAUUGCACACUUGGUGCUGGCUAUGUUGGUGAGGAUAUGAUGUUCCACAAAUUACCAAACAUCGAUCGCUUUAUGGUWUCAGCACAACUCGCCAUUACCGACCACUAUCCGGACGAACAGAAAUGGCAACUACUUGACGAGACGAUCAGCAAAGAAGAAUUUGAAUUAAARGCUGUACCUUCCGCCAUGWUGCAUCGUCUUAAUGUGCAGUUAGAUAGCCAUACUAAAUGCUUCUAUGAACUCGAUGCCGACAACAUUACCAUGACUUUUCAAACACCAAAGAAGAAYAUUUUGAAAGGUAUUGUCAAAGAYUCCAAUGGGAAAUCCCUAGGCCAACGUAGCCUUGUACAAGCUGUCUCUAUCGGGGGRAAGACCAAGCUACAAGCAUAUUUCCCAGAACCUGGAGAAUAUAUUCUCCAAGUGCUUGUUCUUGGCGUGAACUAUGAAUGGACAUCGGGUGUCAUGUACAAAAUCCACACAUCGGACGGGAUUGGGUAUAACACCGGUGGCUUCCCAAGUAUUGGGACGAAGUUUUACCCUCUUGGUUUUGAGAUCGAAAAACCAACACAGAACAUUGAAUGUGAUGAUGGUAAGGCAGUGAUCUAUUUCAGCACAACUAAUAACAGAGUACGGACAUUAAGACCAAAGCUGUCACGUCUAUCAAUAAUAUSUGGAACUGAAGACCUACAAGAAGAUGUCCAAGACUCGAGCAUGUGCUACGUCGAUCAAUCAGGAGUUGUUUUCAAAGUGAAGGUUCACGUCCCUCAAAUGGGAAUAUACAAACUAGACAUUUAUUGUGAACUGAGAAGACARGUAGAGUACUUGUGUUCAUACUUCAUCAAUGCCUAUCAUGGUGCAAGGCCUGUGCCUGGCUUCCCUAAAGUCACCGAAACCUUUCGGUCCUGGUCUAUUCAACUAGUAGACAAGCGAGAAAACAUAGAGACACAGGAUGGUGYGACGUCGGUAACUCUGAAAAACCCCAAUGAAGUAAACAUUGUUGGUGUUUUAAGAAAAAACGAAGAGGAAUGCGAGGGUAUGUGCUUCACGGAACCGACCCARAAAGGCGAGACAACAAUUAAAGUUCACAUGCCAGAACCUGGGAUAUUUCGAUUGGAAAUUUAUGGCUUUAGAGAAGAUGAUAAAACCAAGCAACUUCUUUGUUCCUAUGCUAUCAAGUCACUAGCAACUGCAAAUGAAAACCCUGGAUUUCCUCUUCUAGAGGAAGAGUUUAAAUCAUGGGGAGUGUCCUUAGUGGAUCCCGUCGAAAAUAUAACAUCAAAGAACGGGCAAGCUACAGUAGUACUUCAGGCCCCUAAUGAUGUGGAAAUUGUCGGAAAACUUUUCGACGAAGAGGAAAAGAAUAUCCCAGGGAUGUGCAUCGCAAAGGAUACAGAAAAUGGACGUGAAAUCAGUAUGAACACUCCACAACCCGGUGUGUUCAAACUCUGNGUGUACGGACGUAAGCGAACCAGCAAGAAAUCAAAGAAAGAACCAAAGAAUGUUUUGCUGUGUUCCUAUAAGGUCAAGUCGCACAGUGCAGCAUCUGAAAACCCUGGAUUUCCUGAGCUUACUGAGACAUUUACUGCUUGGAAUUUAAAACUUGUCGACCAAUUUGACAAUAUAUCUACGGAGACGGGGCGAGUAACGGUCACUAUCAAUACACCUGGAAGUGUACUUCUUUCUGCUAAACUGCGUCAAAACGAACAGGACCUAUCACCUGACUUGUGCUUCACGGAGCGCAAUGGCAGUGAUACUAAGCUAUCGUUCCACGUCCCAGAAGCUGGGUUAUAUGAACUUCGAAUUUCAGGCCGCGAAUCACCGGAUUCUAAAUCGAAGUUCUUGGCGUCAUAUUCCGUGUUCAGUUGUAGGGGCCUUGGUGAAAGGGCGGGCUUUCCACAUAUCGAGGACGAGUUUCGUCUGUGGGGUCUUCGUUUAGAUAGCAAUAAAGAGAACAUCGCUGUUUAUGAUGGCUCUGUAAUCAUCACCUUCUUGAACCCCAAUAAAAUCCCACUUWGUGCUGAAUUGUCAAAUGAAGAAGGGGAGAUCACCGAUGUAGUAGCAUUAGAUGAAAUGGAAGAAAGAGUAGUUUAUCACUGYAAUUUACCCAACAAAGGCAAGUACACUUUUAAAUUGCUCGGUUCAAACAACGUCGAAGGUAAAAAGAAGAAGAAAAAGGCGGACAAGAAGAAAGUGUUGUGCACCUACAAGAUAUUUUAUUGACAAAACACUCAGCUAACUGGCUCCAUAGAGACCACAGGAGUUUCUUUAUAAUCUUCGCGUUCCGUGCGUGUUAACAAUCAGGAGGAAAUUCCUCUUUAAAUAAUGUUGACAAAGUGAUCAAAAAAAAAAAAAAAAAAUUCACUGUUCAAAUUCAUUAAGAAUACACACGCGUUU